Molecule: messenger RNA, 1475 nt
Organism: Rhinichthys klamathensis goyatoka
Lineage: Eukaryota; Metazoa; Chordata; Actinopteri; Cypriniformes; Leuciscidae
Product: bone morphogenetic protein 10-like
Exons: 3
Biological process (GO): BMP signaling pathway; SMAD protein signal transduction
Cellular component (GO): extracellular region
Molecular function (GO): growth factor activity; cytokine activity
Source: RefSeq, a predicted model, not a curated record
AUGUCUUAUUGUCCCUCGUGUAAGGAACUCAUUUCCCUGCAGGAAAGGCAUGCAUGGAAAGAAGAUACAGAGAGUGUGAGGAACCCAGUGGCCCUCAGGAAAGGCCCACAGACCAAGUGGCAACAUCUCCAAACUUGUCAGCACAAGCGGGUCGACAGCGCAGUCCUGCCCUCUAUCCCCGAUCACAAGAUCCACAAGGACGAGGCUGUUUCUCUUCUCGCACCACAUCAACCUGUCAGGGGCCGAGGGAGAGAACCGGGCCGGCGCACACACCAGGUGUCCGAAACUCACAUCACAUCAUCCUAACAACUCACACUACUUCUAAUGGCUCUUUCUGUGUUUCCUCGAGUCUUGGGUCUCUGUGUUCUGCUGGUGUCGUCGGGUCACUGUGGUCCGAUUCCCCGUCUGGACCAGCGGGACGGUGGUGUGGAUAGUGUGGACAUGCAGGAGGUUCUGGGGCAGUUCCUCCACAUGCUGAACCUGACGGAUCCGGGGCCCGGAUUGAAGCCGCGCUCCAGCCGCACCAAACCUCCCGAGUACAUGCUGGAACUUUACAACCGGUUCGCCACCGAGCGCAGCGCCACGCCGUCCGCCAGCAUCGUGAGGAGCUUCAGGAACGAAGACCACACCUCGAGCAAGAGCCUGCGAACACACCGUCUCCUGUUCAACCUCUCCGUGCCGCAACACGAGCGCGUGGUCAGCGCCGAGCUGCGUCUUCACACACUCCUCGACAGAGACUCGAUCCAGCGCGUCGGGUCCGGGUGGAAGGUGAGCGUAUUCGACACGCACCGGGGCGGGCGCUACGGCACAGGCGAGAGAGACCCGCUGGCGUCGAGGCACGUUCACCGUAAGGACAGCGGGUGGGAAGUCUUUGACAUGACGGACGCUCUUCAACAUUGGCGAAAGCUCAACAUCGUGACCCCCAGGCUGGAGGUUCACAUCGAAAAUCUGAACGCGUUCAGGAACACGAAUGUAGACCUGUACAUCGACAAGAAUCCUGAUGGACAACACGAGCCGGUGCUAAUCGUGUUCUCAGAUGACCAAAGCGAACAUCGUAUGAUGGAAGAGGACAACGAACUGAGGACAGAUGAGGAGCAGGUGCGCUUAAACAACGGCGUCUCGAGAGUUCGGCGCAGCGCUGGAGCGGAAGACUGCAAGAUAGCCGAGAUGUACGUGGAUUUUAAGGAUAUCCAAUGGGACUCGUUCAUCUUGGCGCCGUCUGGUUAUCAGGCGUUCACUUGUCGUGGCGUGUGCAACUAUCCUCUCGCUCGCGAAGUGACGCCCACCAAACACGCCAUCAUCCAAACGCUGCUCAAUCUGAAGAGUCCUCAGAGGGCCUCGCAAGCCUGCUGUGUGCCGACCGAGUUAAAGCCCAUAUCCCUCCUGUAUGAGAACGAGAACGGCGUCGUGGUUUUAAAUAAUAAAUACGAAGGAAUGGUGGUCAAGGAAUGCGGAUGCAGAUAGUCCGAGAAAGA